CUCGCAGUUGGGGUUGCUUGAAAGUAUGGGAUGCGUUUGGUUUAUUGUUACACUUUGCCUAGCUGGAGACUGUGGGUUACUGGAGUGACUGUGCUGCAGCAUCUUCUCCAUUAAAUGCUACAAGUCUGAACAGGAUAUAAUAUGAACCAGACUUGUUGGAAGUGUUUCUCACUUGACCAUGUAGAAGUAAUUCAGUAGCCUGCCGCUGAAGAAGUGAUCGUAUUAUUGCAUGUUAUUCCCUGAGGACAGAAUGGGUUAUGUUUUAUUUUUUCUUGUUGAUUCCUUGAGAAUUUAAAACUUGGCAUCCCGCAUAAAAAUUAUCUUGGCUUAGAAGAUAAUUGUGUGGAGUAUAAGCAGCUUUUCUAAAAGCUGGUAAAGAAAUGGACAGCAUUCUGUAUGGUAUGAGUAUUUUUAUAAGUGAUUGGAAAACAACUGUGCCUUCUGAGGCCCUGCUUUUCAAGUUGGAGCAAGUAUUUGUAUUUAUCAAAGUUCAUGAAUGUUUGAGAGGGCACUGGAGAUAAUGGGAUACUUUUAUGGUGCUUUACAGUGCUCCUCUUGAGAUCUCUUUUAGGGAAUAUAGUCUGAGUUGCAUGAUCCAGGAACAUUAGACAUUGACUGCUUUUGCUGAACACGUGAUACUCCACUUGAAUGCUUUACUGCUUGCAUAAAAUGAGAAUGUGCUGCAGGAUCAUGCCCAAGUGUUGCUAUGAAAUCUGCCUUUUUUCCCUCUGUUGGAAGGUGAUCAGCUUUGUGCAGGUCAUUUAAAUCCAUUUUUGGGUGAUAGCUUUCCCCUUAGGGAAAUGACUGGGGUUUUGUGUGACAGAAUUGUUAACCAAGCUUGAAUUUUCCAUGCCUUGUGAUUGAGAGAGCUUGUGCUCUGUGAGCUCAGUUUUCUGUGCCUGCCAUUCAUCAGUGUUACGGAUUGUAAAAGCUGCCACUUCAAUGCUGCUCUUUUGGUACCCAGACUUAUCUGUGCAAAUGUUGUGGUGGAGCUGUGGAAACAAGGUCUUCGAGGUCUCAUGGGGUCUUGCAGCAGCCAGAACACACGGAAAACAGGAAAGGGAAGAAAGGUGAUUAUCAGAGUGCUACAAAAUAUAUUAGAAACAGAAAAUGAAUAUUCUAAGGAGCUACAGACAAUGCUUUCGAACUACCUGCGACCAUUACAAGCCAGUGAAAAGUUAAACUCGACAAACACUUCAUACUUAAUGGGAAAUCUGGAAGAAAUAAGUUCUUUUCAGCAGAUGCUUGUACAGUCUUUAGAAGAAUGCACCAAGUUGCCUGAAGCUCAGCAGAGGGUUGGAGGAUGUUUUCUAAAUUUGAUGUCACAAAUGAAAAGCUUAUACCUUGCCUACUGUGCCAAUCAUCCAUCAGCAGUAAAUGUUCUCACAGAACAUAGUGAGGAGCUAGGAGAAUUCAUGGAGGUGAAAGGUGCCAACAGUCCUGGGAUCCUUGUACUGACCACAGGCCUCAGCAAACCUUUUAUGCGUCUGGAUAAAUACCCCACGUUACUCAAAGAGCUUGAAAGGCACAUGGAGGAUUAUCAUCCAGAUCGUCCAGAUAUUCAAAAAUCCAUGACAGCCUUCAAAAACCUUUCUGCACAAUGUCAAGAAGUACGGAAACGGAAAGAACUUGAACUACAAAUAUUAACAGAAGCAAUCCGCUGUUGGGAGGGGGAAGAUAUUAAAACACUUGGCAAUGUGAUCUACAUGUCCCAGGUCAUGAUUCAGUGUGCUGGAAGUGAGGAAAAGAAUGAAAGGUAUCUUCUUCUCUUCCCUAACAUUUUGUUAAUGUUGUCUGCCAGCCCAAGAAUGAGUGGGUUCAUUUAUCAGGGGAAGCUACCAAUGACUGGAAUGACUAUCACAAAGCUAGAAGACAGUGAAAACCAUAAAAAUGCAUUUGAAAUAUCAGGAACUAUGAUUGAAAGGAUAUUAGUGUCAUGUAACAACCAACAAGAUUUGCAUGAGUGGGUUGAUCACCUGCAGAAACAAACCAAAGUCACAACUGUUGGGAAUCCCACCAUUAAACCUCAUUCUGUGCCAUCUCACACACUUCCUUCCCAUCCAGUGACACCCUCCAGCAAGCACUCGGACAGCAAGCAGAUACCACUGACUCCUGCAUAUCACACUCUCCCUCAUCCGUCACAUCAUGGGACUCCACAUACCACGAUAAACUGGGGACCUCUGGAACCUCCUAAAACACCCAAGCCCUGGAGUCUGAGCUGUUUACGGCCCGCACCUCCACUACGGCCUUCAGCAGCACUUUGUUACAAAGAGGAUCUAAGUAAGAGCCCUAAAACCAUGAAAAAGCUGCUUCCCAAACGCAAGCCAGAACGGAAGCCAUCAGAUGAAGAAUUUGCACUGAGAAAAAGUACUGCUGCUUUAGAAGAAGAUGCUCAAAUUCUUAAAGUCAUUGAAGCAUAUUGCACAAGUGCCAAAACACGUCAAACACUAAACUCAACAUGGCAAGGCACUGACCUGAUGCAUAAUCACGUCUUGGCUGAUGAUGACCAAUCAAGUCUAGACUCCUUGGGUCGUCGCAGUAGUCUUUCUCGUUUGGAGCCUUCAGACCUCUCAGAAGACUCUGACUAUGACAGUAUAUGGACAGCCCAUAGUUACAGAAUGGGGUCUACAUCUCGUUCCCGCAAAGAAUCAGCUCCUCAAGUCCUGCUUCCAGAAGAAGAGAAAAUCAUUGUAGAAGAAACUAAAAGUAAUGGUCAGACUGUUAUAGAAGAGAAAAGCCUUGUUGACACAGUAUAUGCAUUAAAGGAUGAAGUACAGGAGUUAAGACAGGACAACAAAAAGAUGAAGAAAUCAUUAGAAGAAGAACAAAGAGCUCGCAAGGACUUGGAGAAGCUUGUUAGAAAAGUUCUAAAGAACAUGAAUGAUCCAUCUUGGGAUGAAACCAAUUUAUAACUAUUUUUUUUCUUUCUAUUGAAAGACCAGUUGUAAAACUGAGCUGGGAAGCCUUCUGACAUUAGUCAGUGUUGCAUCAAGAGCACUACAAAACAGGAUUUAACUGGAUCUGGUGAUUUCUUGCUCUGAACAUAUAGAAACAGUCAAGCCAUUCACUGAAGCAAUCUGUACACUAGGUGUUGGAGACUGUGGAUCCUGAACUCUACUAAACUUAAUUUGUUUGCAUCUAAAUUACCUCAUUUUGCAGAAAGUGCAGCAUCUGACUAAAAGUCCAUGUUUUUCAGUGGCUUUUUAAUUAAAUAUAUAUAUUUUUCUUGUAAAUAUCUGUAAUUUUGAAUGCAUAUGUGGUUGGUAUAUCAGGGCUGAUAUGUUGUUUUUUUCCUUCUUGUUCUUACAACGGUCACAAGUGUUAGAAAGGUGGCAGUACUGUCUUAGCUAAGAAGGGUCAGAGUUCUUUGUGGCUAAUUAUGGAUUUGCUCCAGAAUGCUCACUCGUCACACAUGCAAAUUUAAAAACUUGUUUUUCCUAUUGACCAGUGUAUUUAAAUCCUUUCCUGUUAUUUAUCUCUGCACAUACGUUUGAAGCAGUUUACAAUUGCUUAGAAACAGUAUUAAACUACAGGAAAUCGUUUAUUGAUGGUGGAAACAAAAUUUAACGACACUAAUGCCCACGAUUUAUGUUCAUGUACUUUCAUUUGGCAGACUAAUCUGUUGUGCUUUGGCCACCAGAAGACUGAUGUACUUGCCUGCUUUUUGACUGUGAUUUUUAGGUGUUUAUGUACUACUUUUUUGUUGUUGUUGUGCUUAAGCAUACAGCUGGCUGGUAAUUUAAUGGAUCAUACAGUUUGUUAAAGCAAAAAAAAAAAAAAAAUCAAUCUAAUCCAUAAUUUUGUGAAUAAAUUGUUGCUAUUUAUUUUUUAUGGUCACAACAAUUAAAUUCUAGCUAACUUUUUUUUUUUUUUUUUUUGCAUAAGGUGCAUGGGCCAGGGCAAACUU
Messenger RNA from Centrocercus urophasianus (Greater sage-grouse), 3907 nucleotides. RefSeq names its product Rho guanine nucleotide exchange factor 7 (gene ARHGEF7). The transcript is spliced from 17 exons. The record is from RefSeq and is a predicted model, not a curated record. Gene Ontology annotation, biological process: intracellular signal transduction. Lineage: Eukaryota; Metazoa; Chordata; Aves; Galliformes; Phasianidae. The coding region runs from base 1020 to 2912 and encodes 630 amino acids. Gene Ontology annotation, molecular function: protein binding; guanyl-nucleotide exchange factor activity.